ACCAAGGACCCCUCACCUAUCAUCAAAAUGGCUCGCGAACGUGGAUUGCUUAUCGUGGCAGCUGGCUGCAAUACUAUCCGUAUCGUUCCUCCUUUGACCAUCACACCCGAUGAAGCCUUUGAAGGCGUGUCUAAAUUGGCAGGUGCUGUUGAUCAAUUUGCCCACGCAUAAAUAAUUCAAAGGGCGCAUUUUUGCUUUUUCUUUUUGUAUUUCCCUUAUAUAUGCCUACGGCUACGACCACAACAGACGAAAUAAAUUUACAUAGACUUUUAAUUCAUUGUGAAGAAAAACUAAAGUCGCAGCCCGUUGACGCUUGGUCAGCUUUAGAAAAAGCCAAGUUUGCAACAUAUGUGCAAUAUUUGUCUCGACUACAAAGCAAGAUAAACAAUAAUACAGUCGUAAAAGAUUAUGCUUCUCGCAUUGCAGCAUGUUCAAAAGCAAUUUCACAAUAUAAAGUGCUACAAGUAGAUAAAGGAAUACAAGAAGCAAGACUCGUGAAAAAGAAACAUUUGGAAGAGCUCCAGUUGCUUGAAAAGCCUGAACCAGACUGGUUAAUCAAUCUAAAAAGACAAGAACAAGAAAAGGCAGAGAAAAAGGCAUCAUUUGAAAGAAACAAGACGAAUACGCCAAAGGAGACCAAAGAAAAUGAGAUACGGCAGAGAACAGGAGGCAAAAGAGACGAAACCUUUGACCUCGAGCACGUCCUUCAGCAUCAUCGACAGAUUCAUGACGAACUUACGACCGAUCUUAGUCGAAUGGCAGAACAGUUAAAGAAGAAUAGCCAAGCAUUUGGCGACACGUUAAGUAAAGAUGAGAUCGUGUUAAGAGACGCGCAAAAGGCUGUUGAGCAUAAUCUAAAGAGAAUGACGACAGAGAGACAGAGACUAGAUAAACACUAUUCUAAAUCGUGGAAGACAAGCUUUAUGACUUUUGGAGUCGUUUUGUUUGUUUGUAUCAUGUUUAUUCUUGUAUUCUUUACAAUCAAAUUCUUGCCAAAGGCGUAGCAGUUAUAGAGGGUCUUGUAUUUCGUAAAACUUCUUCAAGUAUUCCUCUGCUUCUGAAUAUUCCUUCUUGACUUGUGGUAAUAAAUCGGCAAUACGUUUUAAAGCUUCUUCUUCGGUUAGCGUAUCAUCCUCUCCUUUACGGUUACCAUAGUUUUGGAUCUUUUCACAGCUUGCUUGUACUUUUUUUAAUCCAAUGGCUGCUGAGCUACCUUUCAGAAAGUGACCCAGUCGAGAUAAUUCUGAUAAGUCCUCUUUUUUUCUAUUUUUAUAAAUUAACAAGUGAGCUAUACAAAUGUUUGUUUUAAAU
Rhizopus microsporus ATCC 52813 is the source of this 1311-nucleotide messenger RNA. RefSeq lists its product as uncharacterized. NCBI's taxonomy places the organism in Eukaryota, Fungi, Mucoromycota, Mucoromycetes, Mucorales, Rhizopodaceae. The coding region runs from base 222 to 1004 and encodes 260 amino acids. The record is from RefSeq and is a predicted model, not a curated record. Gene Ontology annotation, cellular component: SNARE complex; endoplasmic reticulum. The transcript is spliced from 5 exons. Gene Ontology annotation, molecular function: SNAP receptor activity. Gene Ontology annotation, biological process: retrograde vesicle-mediated transport, Golgi to endoplasmic reticulum.